GUUCAUAAAACGUCCAAAAUAAUGUACGAAAAAAAAUUAUUCCAGAUAAAUAAUUUAACAAAAUGCGGAUAUAUUUUUAAAACAACAAUUACUGCAGAUGACUAUUACUUGGUCCUGUCAUGCAUGCAAUGUGACAAUGUCUUCUGGGAAUUGGCAACAUUUUUAAGUCAUAUAAAAACACACAACAUUCCAAAAGAUGAACUUCAUGCACAGGAGGGUUCGGUAUUUGGAAUCAUUAAAACGUUUGAGGAAAAGUCAGACAAAGAAAUGGAUCCCCUUGGGGAAGUUUCAUACAGUUAUGAUAACUCCAAGAACAUUAAAACAUUUAUCAGAAAUGAGACAACAGAUGUGACCAUUCAAGAAUUGGAAACAGCUAAUGAAACGGUUGAUAGUGAUAAAGAGAUAAAUGAUAAUGAUUUUGAGCUGAAACCCCAUUCUUGUUUUGAUGAAAAUUUGAACGAUUUUAAUAAUGAUUAUAUGCCGAAUGAAUAUGCAGAGCAUUGUUCCAAAUCUGUGGAAGAUUCCAACCUAAAUCUAAAGCAACUGAGUAAAAAUCGCAAGUUUAUUGCAUCUCUUAUCGAUGCGUAUAAAAACCAACCACAGCUAUGGGAUACAUCUAAAAAAACGCGAAAUUCCAAAAGAAAGCAAGAAGCAUAUAAGAACAUACUAUACGCCUUGAAUGAAGAGUAUCAAGUUAGUGGCUCAACAACCAAGCAAAUUGAAAUAAUUAUCAAACGUCUGCGACUGCAAUUCACUCACCAUUAUAAAAGCUUGCACAAUGACAAAGAAGAAAGUUCUAGCUUAUGGUUUUAUAAUAUGUUGAAAUUUAUAGAACCGCAUAUCGAAGGGGUAUAUAAGCAGAAAAAUAUUUCCCCGCCGCUGUCAGAAGAAAAUUGGCUUAUUUUGAUUAACCUAUAUAAAAAGAAUGAAUGUCUCUGGAACGAAGCCAAUAUAUAUCACACCUCCAUCAUGUACCGGCAAGAAACCCUUGAGGCAAUGACUAAUGAGUUCAUUGUCUUGUCGAAACUGGAAAAUAUAUCAACAAUCGAACUUAAAACUUUUCUUGAAGACUUAAAGGCAAUGGCAGUAAACGAAAAUAAACGUUUAUUGAAAGAAGAAGUUACUGCUGGUAAGACUCAUACGUUUCCAAAGUUUAAAGAAGAACUGAAUUUUCUCUUGCCCCAUGUGGGACCAUUUGUUUGCUGUCACUGUAAGAAAACGUAUUCAGAUGUGUACGCUUACAAGUUCCAUGUUGCCCAACAUGAAGGCAAUAAACCUUUUAAAUGCAUGGUCUGUCAUAAGGAAUUGACACACAAAAAGGAAUUUAUGUGUCAUUUAAGACGUCAUACCAAAGAGUGUCCCUUCCAGUGUGAAGUCUGCAGUAAAUCUUUUCCUAGCAAAAAGGAAUGGCAACGCCACAUUGUAAAACACGGUUCAAAACCAUACAUCUGCGAAUUGUGUGCCGAUAGUUUUUAUACUCAGCAUCAAUUAACCAAUCACAUGAAGAACCAUGCAAAUAUACGUGAUAAUGUAUGUUCCGAAUGCGGUAAAGGAUUUACCCACCGCGGACUGUUGCGUCAACAUUUACAAACUCACAGUAAAACUGAAAGUCAAUGCACCAUAUGUAGCAAUGUCUAUGCAAAUCCCAGAAGUCUACGUAAGCACUAUGUACGUGCUCAUGAAAUACACGAAGACAAUUCUACGCAAACGUAUAACUGUAAGAUAUGUAUGAUCACAUUUCCCACAGUUAAAGAUGCGAAGCAACAUCGCAAGGAACACAGGCAAAGUUUUCCGAAUAAACGUCAUACCUGCGAUAUAUGUGGAAAUAAUUUUGCUUAUCCUAGAAAUUUAGCAGACCACAAAAAAACUCAUUCCAAUGUACGUGAUCAAAUAUGCGAUAUCUGUGGCAAAGCAUUUACAAAUGCAAAUCUAUUGAAUCAACACAAAAAUGUCCAUAAUGGACAGAAGUUUGAAUGCAAGGCUUGUGGUAAGGAUUACGCGCACUACCGUGGACUUUAUCGUCAUAUUGUAAGAGCACACGGUUCAAAUAAUAAAGAUCCAUGCGCUGCGAUUGCAAAACAGAAACAAGAAAUUCAAACCGACUAUAUAUUUGCCCAAUUCCAACUCAAUGAAUAUAAACAUAAGCUAUAUAAAAUGGCCACACUAAGUAGUUUGUCCAACUAUAGCACCUAUGCCAAUUAUACAAAAUGUGGGGAAAUAUUAAAGUCACCAGCAAUUGGAGAAAGACAAUAUGCACUUUUAUGUCUACAAUGUGAAGAGAUAUGUUUACAGUUCCAGACAUUUGUUAUACAUUUAGAAAAGGAGCAUCAGGAGCUCUCCUUUGCAGAUGUAAGAACAAAGGAGGAGGAAAUUGAUGAUGUAAACGAGCCAUUCGCCACAGUUAGUGAAUUUGCAAAAACCAACGUCGAGAGUGAGGACAAGAAGGACUUGAUUGUGGACCCUUUGGAGGAGCCGGUAGUUUUGUUGAUGAAAAAUCCCAAGCAUAAAGACAAAGAUAAACGUGUUGGUAAAGUCCAGACCAGACAACAGCCAUUAAGUGAGACCCGAAAGAAAAAAUACGAUGAAUUGGUUAAACAAGAACCUGAUGAUGAAAUAAAUCUGGAGAGCAUCCAGGCUAUUGCUGCAAAGCAUAGUGAGUUUCCCAAACCUUUUCUUCAAACCGUUGAACAGUCCACCAUUGCUGAGGCUUUGGAUGAGAAAUCACCUAAUUAUGGAACAUCAUUGAAUAUAAAAACAGAUUUAUCCUAUCUGGACGAUGAUAUAAUAGACUAUGGUGAAGAUGAUGACGAUGAAGAUUUUAUUAUACGCGAUGAUGAUGAUGACGAUGAUUUUGACGACAAGGAAUUCUUAGAUGACACUAAAGAAGGCGAUGAUGAUUUAAAACCAUCACCAGCUAAGAAAUCCAAAGUGAAACUAGAUGUUGGCUUGGAUAUUGAUGAGUUUAUGAACAAUCAGAUUUAUGUUGUAGCCUUUAUAGCAGCCUACCAGAAACAAGACGAGUUAUGGGAUGCUACCAGACCGCCUAAACUGGUAAAUCGUUGCCGCAAGAAACGAGAUGAUUGUUUAAAAAAGAUAUGUCAAGAGUUGCAGGAGUCAGAUGUUCCCAUGACAAUACGAGAUGCCGAGAAAUGUAUUAAAUACAUGAGAGUCCGCUAUAUACGUGAUGUACGCAUACGCAUGAAUUACAUUAAAAAUAAGGAUAAAGACUAUAAGCCCUUGUGGUUCCAUGACCAUUUGGAAUUUCUAAAACCAACUUUAAGUUUUAUACAAGAGUUGCAAGAGGAACAGCUUUUGGCAAAACCCAAACUGAACGAUGAACAAAUUAUACGUUUAAUAGAUAUUUACAAAAAACAUUCCUGCUUGUGGAACGAACAGGAUAUAUUUUAUUAUUCGGAGCAAAGGCGUCACGCUGCUCUACAAACUGUUAUUGGGGAGGUAAAGCAGGAAUUGCAAUUAAAUUAUACUGUAGAUGAAGUGGAGGAAAAAAUCGAAUUUAUACAUAAAAUAGUUAAGAAAGAAAAGGAGAACUGCAUCGAAUACACCACCAACAAACCCAAUGGGGAGUAUAAAUCAUCCUGUAAAUUUUACAAUCACAUUUCAUAUCUUCUGCCACAUUUGGGUCCCUUUAAGUGUCAAUUUUGUCCCAAGGUCCUAAUGCAUGUGGCCACAUUUCGCAUACACGUAUCGAAACAUGAUGGCUCCAAACCAUUUAAAUGUUCCAUUUGCAAUUAUGAAUUCACCCAAAAGCCGGGCUAUGUUAUACACCUGCGUCGUCAUACUCAAGAUUUUCCAUUUGUGUGCAAAUACUGUGGCAAGGGAUUUCCUUGUAAAAAAGAACUCAAAUUGCAUUUCCAAAAUCAUCCAGAAUAUGAGAAAGAAUUCAUAUGCGAUGUGUGUGGUGAAGGUUUCACCCAACAAAAGCUGCUCAAUUGGCAUUUGAAAGCACACAACAAUAUAAGAGACUCAAUAUGCAAUAUAUGUGGCAAAGGUUUUACAAAUUCCAAGUUAUUAUUUCAACAUCGCACUGUGCACAGUCAAGAGAAAAGUGUGUGCAAACUGUGUGGCAAAACAUAUGCACACUAUCGUGGCCUUUCGCGGCAUAUGAGUAAGGAUCACGGAACUACGGUGGCGGCGGUAGCAGCAGUUAUGGGAGAGAAACCCAAAAAGAGGGUACUAACCAUAAAUGAAAUAAGCUAGAUGUAAGUAAUAUUUAUUUUAAGUUAUUAAAAAAUUACAUUUUUAUUAAUUUUAAUAAAAAAAAAUGUACAUAUAAAAUGAGAUAAGGGAAGAAAGAAUUAAAGAAUGCCGUAAGCCGUUAUACACAUAAAAUAUGGCAAAUUGGCCUACAAACAUUACAUUAAGGAACAGAGGGCAAACUUCUCACAUAUUAACUAGAGAUGUUGUUGUUGUAGCAGUGUAUUGUACACUGAGGCGGCAGCCCUUGCCGGUGAAGUACUCCAUCGGGUCAAUCCGGUACGUACAACCGGCUGCCAUGGGAUUGAACUAGAGAUGUCUCUUUGCUCGAUGAUCUGCAUAUAUUCGUAUGUAGUCCACCAUCAGGAGAUAUAUCCUUCCUAUCCGAAAAAAAUGUUAUCAGUUGUUGUAGC
Stomoxys calcitrans (stable fly) is the source of this 4628-nucleotide messenger RNA. RefSeq lists its product as uncharacterized. The transcript is spliced from 8 exons. The record is from RefSeq and is a predicted model, not a curated record. Lineage: Eukaryota; Metazoa; Arthropoda; Insecta; Diptera; Muscidae. The coding region runs from base 22 to 4218 and encodes 1398 amino acids. Gene Ontology annotation, cellular component: nucleus.